ACACAGCGGAGAGGAAACACGACAAUCCUACAUCGCGAUAAUCACCGGAGCAAUUGCGAGCGAACCCGACGUCUCCCAUGGAGAUCGACCCCGACAUCUCCCGAUGGAUCCUCGAGUUCCUCCUCCGCCAGCCCCUCCUCGACGACCGCUCCGUCAAGCUCGCCCUCUCCCUCCUCCCCCUCCCCGACUCCGACCUCCCUUUCAAGAAAUCCGUCCUCCUCCGCUCCAUCCAGUCCGAGAUUGAUGCCGCCUCCCUCUCCGAGAACACCCUCGACGCGCUCGAGGUCAUCGAAGAGGUGGACAGGAUGGCCGGCGGCCCCCCUGUCUCCGACGCCAUGCGGGAGGCGUACCGCUGCGUCGCCGUGGAGUGCACCGUCAGGUUCCUGCACGGGCGGGUGGACGAGCGGGGCGAGUAUUUCCGUGCCGUGGAGACCAUCUGGCGUGGGAGGGUUCGGAAGAUGGAUGAGUCGGCCGCCAAGAGCGGGCUUCUGUCGCCGGAGUUGCUCCGGUGGAGGCUCCGCUUCGAGGCGGCCAUGCAUGACGGGGCCGAGCGCGAGAAGCUGUUGGCGCUGAACACUAGAGGUGAUGCGUUUAGGUCGGUUAGGGCUUAUUUGGGCGAGGCGUGGGAGGGGAUGGGUCCUUCUUUCUUUGAGGUCGCGGCGAGGCAGAUGGCCGAGGCUAAUCCGGAACUGGUUGUCGCGAAUGGUCGAAUGGAAGCUCGCGCAGGUGAACGAAAUGAAUUGCCCGACACUAGAGCGAGUGCAGAUCUGAUUAGCCAAAGACCACCUACAAGGACAGAAGAUGAUGGGAAAAUCCCUGAAACAUCAAAGCGGGAUGAGGAAUUGAUCAAAACUAAGCAGCUUGCCCGCCAUAGGCGAUCCAAAGGGGGAGUUAAGAUCAUUGCUAAUAAUGGGGAAACCGGAACAGAUGCAUCACAUAGCGAAUUUGAUACGCUCCUUUCAGCUGAUGUAAAUAGAGUUCAAGAAGCGCUCAAAUCUAGUUCUGUGGAGCUGCGAGCAGUGGUUGCGGACCCGCUUCCUGAUGCAAUACGAUUGGCCGACUCCCUUGUGCAUAAUGCUGCCAGGUCAUCUACGAAUUUUGAAUGUGCAGAAGCACAGAUUAGGGAAGAUGUUAUUGCAUCCGAUGCCUCCGCCGACCAAAAUGUUGGGCCUGUUCCAGGUGGUGAAGUAAAUCAUGUUAACAAGUCAACCGGCCAUCAGAAUGACCAGUGUAGAGCUAGUUUGUUUGAAAGGAAUAGCUCUGCUCGUACAUAUGAGUGGGACGAUUCGAUAGAUGGCUCGCCUGAAGAACCUCCGGGUGACUCAGAUAGGCUUCACUUACCCAGCCCAAGAAGAAGCGCCGUUUCUCCUUUGAGGAAGCCAUUGACUCGGAGUUUGAAAGUUUCUGGACGGAGAAAAGUAAAGAGAUGGAGUUUGGAGGAAGAAGAAACUUUGAGGAAUGGUGUCCAGAGGUUUGGCAAAGGAAAUUGGAAGCUCAUCCUACACUGCUACCGCCACAUUUUCGAGGAGAGAACUGAGCUUUUCUGUUCAGGUGGACCUGAAGGACAAAUGGAGGAACAUGACCCGCUACUGAAGUGCAAAUAGUCGGUGUUUCUCUCAGUGCUGGAGAGGCUUGCCGGCCCCUCCGUCUCUUGCCGGUGCAGAAGUUUGUGUCUUAACUUAGUCGUUUUAACCAUUCAUAAUGUUGUCUAUGUCCAUUCGAGUGUUCAAAGCUUCCUCAAAGCUAGUUUGUGCUCAGUGAAGUACGUCAAGUGUACAUUAGUAGAAUAGGAUGUAAGUAGGUGUAGUUACUCUUGGGGGCCUUGAAGAGCUUGGAACAAUGAGAAAAAGGUUGUCUUUUGA
Molecule: messenger RNA, 1862 nt
Organism: Rhodamnia argentea
Lineage: Eukaryota; Viridiplantae; Streptophyta; Magnoliopsida; Myrtales; Myrtaceae
Exons: 5
Coding region: 78-1604 (508 amino acids)
Source: RefSeq, a predicted model, not a curated record